Messenger RNA from Girardinichthys multiradiatus, 4929 nucleotides. It is a transcript of the gene slc35b2, whose product is annotated as solute carrier family 35 member B2. The record is from RefSeq and is a predicted model, not a curated record. Gene Ontology annotation, cellular component: Golgi membrane; endoplasmic reticulum membrane. NCBI's taxonomy places the organism in Eukaryota, Metazoa, Chordata, Actinopteri, Cyprinodontiformes, Goodeidae. Bases 2640 to 3977 code for a protein of 445 amino acids. Gene Ontology annotation, biological process: transmembrane transport. Gene Ontology annotation, molecular function: 3'-phosphoadenosine 5'-phosphosulfate transmembrane transporter activity. The transcript is spliced from 5 exons.
GUCUGAAGUUAAAGAUGCGGUUCGUUGUUAAUGUCGGUAAAUAUAAGGAGGCAUCGUUACAUGUACACAAUAUAAUGGUGUUGGUCACAUUUUUGUCGGAUAUUUUUAUCAUAGAUCGCUAUGUUUGUAUUUGAUGAAUAUAGGAAUCUCCAAAUAUGUGGGAAAGCAUUACCAUACAAAUAAGAUAAAAAAAACUUUACAUGGAAACACCUAACACCUACAUUAAAGAUGUUAAAUUUAUGACAAUAAAUUCACAGCUGUGCAACUACGUAUUCAUUUCCAAUGCAGGAUUUAGCUAAGUACAAACGUUUUUUUAUAUAUAUAUAAAAAGGUGCGCUUAAAAGGAUAAAUGUAAAAUCUGCUAUGCGUCUGUUUGCGUCGAUGACAUCACAAGAGGCCCAAGAACCGAGUUGUUCAGCCGGCUGUGGUUAACAUUAUGCUCGUUAAGUCAUUUUUCACAAAUUAUGACAUAGUUAUCAAAUAUUUCACUUGCAAGGGGUUCAACUAUGUAUUAGAUUUUCAUGGGAUGUUGACGUCGAGGUAACAUUCCCAAGAUUUUCACAGUAUCAAGUAGGGCUUUCAGAAAAAUAUGGAAUUGCACUAAUCUUGCUGAAAGUUGCGAUGAUUUUAUUAAUUGAAUUAACCUGCAUUUUCAGACUCCAUUUUUUUUUUGUUGCUGUUACACAAUGUGCCAAACACUCACUGCGAGUUGUAACAUGGCAGCUCUGAAAAAUAUGCAGUAGGUGUCUGCAGUAAGGGGAGUUAGAGUCCAUCCUGCUGACCAGACAUAUCAUUGAUAUGCAAAGCAUAAAUGCAUGGUACUUGAAAUAUAAUAUCCUGUCAAAUGCUGCUUCCAAGUGAUCCUUUGAGAUUUCUGUAUUAAAACAGAAUGAUAUUAAAGUUAUGGUUGUAAUUCAAUACAUUGUGCUGCUCUAGUACAACAGUACUAACAACUCUGUGUUUGGUCGACGUAGUGAGUGAUGCAGCAGUUAUGCAAGAUACAUUAAUGGGACUUCAACAUCAUCCUAAUUAAAUGCAUCAACCAGACUAUAUGGUUUUUAGCACAACGUGGCCUAAAUAUAUUGCUGAAGAUCUUCAGUAAUGAAAUCUGGUCAUUACAGCCUGCUUGGCUCCUCUUCGCAAAACAGCUUCUAUGUGUUUUAUUGCUGCAAGAUAUUUUUGUAAUCCAUCUGGUGUUCCCACAUUCAGCUGCUUUGCUGCAGCUGAUUAGAACACAAGUAAACAUCUUUUUAAAGGAGGAAUUUAAUUUGAAACAGGCAAAGAGAUGGAAAAUUUAAGAAAAAUACAAAUGGCUUUGGUCAAAAUAGGCCUGAUCGUUUGCCUUACGCAGCAUGCGGUUUCACUAGAGGUGUGUGUGUGUUUUAAGGGAGGGUUUAUGUUAAUCAAACAAUGAUUUACAACAAAAUAGAACAACUGACCUUUAUAUGUUGCUCUGAAGGUAAGAAACUAUGUCUAAGUGGUUGUUGGAUUUUACAAAAAGGCCCGUUUAGUAGCUUUGAUCUCUAGUAGUCAUUUAUUCUCGUCUAUCAUUGCAUAUCUCCUGUUGUGCGUCCUUACAGGACGCACUUACACUCCUUCCCCUCUCAGGUGAAAUGUGGCUUUCUGUUUUUCUGGAGUGCAGCAACUUGUGAGCUGCAUUCCUCCACGUAAUAGGCUCCUUGUUCAGACGCCGGGUCCUGGUGCAGUGGGCUGUUGGUUGACCAGAGCACAGCACACAAAGAGAUCCUGUGUUCAGGUCAGGCCCCUGGGAGAGGAGGGUCCACCUCUUUCUGAGGAGGAUACUCUACACUCAGCAGUGAGAGGCUCAUUUAUGUAUGAUGGAGCAGUUUUUUCCUCACAAGUUUGUAAAUUACCUCAGCUUUCACAAAAAAAAAAAAAAAAAAUGCUUUUCUCAUUGUGUAAAAAGUAGAGGUUAUUAUCUCUAGUGUUGAUUGUUUUUAGUCUGCAGUUAUCGCAGUGGUCGUUACAGUUCAGGUGAGAAGUUUACAUACACUAAGCAUGGCCUUUCUUUACUUUGAGCUUCUGAUUAUUUUUUUUAAACGGCUUCUCUUUUCAAGGUGGAAUAAUUGAACAAAAGUACAACUUCAGUGAAUUCAAAACCAUGAAUUGGGUAUGUUUACUGUUCAUACAUGUUUAGGUACACAUACAAGUUCAAAUGUGUACAUACACACACACACACACUACUUAUUGGGUAAGUCCCUUAGCAAUUUGCUCCUCAAACACAGACUCAAACACAGACACCAGCAAGCUUCUGGGAUAAUUCUGCGUCUGUAUUUUAUCCAGUCUUCAUGGUAGAAUUUGUAGAGUUCUUUUAAAUUAAUCGUUUUCUUUACAUGGACCUGCAUAGUCUAGAAAUUUUAUAAUUCUUGUGAAAUUGCUGUCAUUCCAGAAGCUUAACAUCAGCCUUCCUUAUGCAUUCUGAACCCAUUGUGAUCUAUUGUCCUACAUGACAAUUGUGUCCAAGUUUCAGCCCGCUAGCUGUUGAUUUGAGGUGAAGGUAUUGUUAUUCCAUCCGCCUUGUGCAAUGCACCAGUACCCUUGGCAUGGAAAUAGCCCCACAGCAUGAUGAUGCCACCACUAUGCUUGACAGUUGGUACAGACAGUAGCAUUUAUAGUCAAUGGGUGUGAUGGGGAAAAAAGAAAUGAAAGGAAGAAAAUGCUUACAAGUAUACUUUCAAAUCUGGGUUUGGCCUGCACUUGUGCAGCUGUUUCUUCCCUCCGCAGUAAUUGCAGAGGAUCCCUUGCUGGACGGCUGGCAUGAUGUCUGGUUCUUCCGUUUCCUCGUCAACGUGCUGGGAUACGCCACCAUCAUUGUCCCGGGAUAUUUCCUCAUUAGCUACUUCAAACGCUCUAAUUACCUGGACAGAGGUAGCGGGCUUUGCUAUCCUCUCAUAAAGACCUGCGUGUUUGGCGGCGAGGACAAGAGCGUACUGUUGGACGAUGUAUCCGUCUCAAGCAGGAGCGAGCCUGAUUCAGGUUCAUCAUUCAAACAGGCUUUAAAGUUAAUCUUCUGUGCAGCCGGACUUCAGGUAUCAUAUCUGACAUGGGGAGUCCUCCAGGAGAGAGUAAUGACUCGCUCCUAUGGAGCCAUGUCUCCAGACCACCAGGGCGAGAGCUUCAAGGAUUCGCAGUUUUUGGUCUUCAUGAACCGCAUCCUUGCGCUGACUGUGUCUGGACUCUGUUGCAUACUGUUUAAGCAACCUCGCCAUGGUGCGCCCAUGUACAAAUACUCUUUUGCUUCGCUUUCCAAUAUCCUGAGCAGCUGGUGCCAGUACGAGGCUCUGAAGUUUAUCAGCUUCCCCACUCAAGUCCUGGCCAAGGCCUCCAAAGUCAUUCCCGUCAUGCUCAUGGGAAAGCUUGUGUCCCGUAAAAGCUACGAGUACUGGGAGUACUUCACCGCCGUGCUGAUCUCUGUUGGCGUCAGCAUGUUUCUGCUGUCCAGCACGACCAGCAAGCACCCAUCCACCGUCACUACAUUCAGCGGGAUCAUCAUCCUUGUCGGCUACAUCGUCUUUGACAGCUUCACUUCCAACUGGCAGGACAAUCUUUUUAAGUACAAGAUGUCUUCCGUGCAGAUGAUGUUCGGGGUCAACCUGUUCUCCUGCCUCCUCACCGUUGGCUCGCUGCUCGAGCAGGGUGCCUUUUUUGACUCUCUGGCUUUCAUGACACGCCACUCGGAGUUCGCCUUCCACGCCGUACUGCUGUCUGUGUGCUCGGCGUGCGGUCAGCUCUUCAUCUUCUACACCAUCAACCAAUUCGGCGCUGCUGUCUUCACCAUCAUCAUGACGCUGCGCCAGGCCUUUGCCAUUCUUCUCUCCUGCUUCCUCUACGGCCACUCUGUCAACAUCGUCGGGGGCUUCGGCGUCGCCGUGGUUUUCCUUGCGCUUUUCCUCCGGGUGUACGCCCGCAGCCGUAUGAAGUCAGCCCGGCAGGCGGUGCUGCCACAGAAGGUGUAGCCCUCCAAAGUCACAAGAAACUGGAAAGUACGACCACGUUUUCUGUGGUGUUUUUUGUCUUUUUGUGAGCAGCAUUUUGUUUUCCUAGUUCUUUUAAGUUUUUUUUGUUUUUGUUGACAACAGUACAAAAAAAAAGGGAUGCUGCAGUUUUCACUGUCACAGAUGCCCCCAAGGGGUCAACAUAGUGAGAGGCUUUGAGUGCCUAUAUGAUUGUUUUAAGUUUUAAACUACAAAUUGCCUCAUGAGCUCUAUCUAUCCCUGUUUAACUGUCUCUUUUGUUUUGUUUUAAACCACCAUAUGUGGCUUUCGCAGCCAAUUUAAGGUAACAUUUAUGGCUCAGCAUUAACACUAUCCAAUGUCCAAAAACAAUAAACAAGAUUAGUCAGCUCCUUUUUACAGGUGCUUUAUUUCUGUCCGAGUCAUGGAAUCAUAUCUACAGAUUUAUGCUGUGGAUAAGCUUCUGUGUCUUAAUGUGGGAUUUUAUAUUUUAAAACUGGCAUCACAGUUUUGUAAACACAAUACAUGCAUUUCUGUUUAACCUGUCAAAUGUUUUAGCAGCUUCCAUCAUCACAUUUGCGUAAAUAAGUGUUGCACUGUAAAAAUUAUGUAGAUUUAAACCCCAGCACCGAAUGCUUUUUAAUAAUUGUUUUUUUCCAUUAAUGGUUUAUAAGACAAAAAACAUGUAAAUAUGUCCCAUAUUUUAUUUUUUUUCUGAUGACCUUGUCUGUUUUCUUUACCUUUUUUUUUUUUUUUUAAGGAUUGACGGAUUUGUUUUUCAUGUGACUUGUUUGGAUCAACACCGUCACAAAGAUGUGAGGUUAUUGUAAGGCCUGGGGAGUAGUUUGCUGGUCAGAAUGCACACAAGGGAAAUGCAGUGUUACUGCUACCUGGUUUUUAUUGAUCUACUACUUUUCUCUGGUAAAUGGAUUAAUAAUAAAACCUUUUAAAUUAA